AUGCAGCUGCCACCCUUUGACAUGUGGAAGGACUACUUCAACCUGAGCCAGGUGGUGCUGGCACUGAUCCAGAGUCGGGGGCAAGGGCUGGAGACCCAAGGGACUGGGGAGCCGAGACCCGGGCCCCAUGUGGAGCAGGAUCAGGGGCAGGGAGAACGGGGCACCGGCGGGGGCCUGGCCACCCUGUGCAACUUUUGCAAACACAAUGGAGAGUCUCGCCACGUGUACUCCUCACACCAGCUGAAGACCCCGGAGGGCGUGGUGGUGUGUCCCAUCCUGCGGCAUUAUGUGUGUCCCCUGUGCGGGGCCACCGGGGACCAGGCCCACACUCUCAAGUACUGCCCGCUCAACGGGGGGCAGCAGUCUCUCUAUCGCCGCAGUGGGCGCAACUCAGCCGGCCGCAAGGUCAAGCGCUGA
Budorcas taxicolor (takin) is the source of this 417-nucleotide messenger RNA. It is a transcript of the gene NANOS2, whose product is annotated as nanos C2HC-type zinc finger 2. The coding region runs from base 1 to 417 and encodes 138 amino acids. The transcript has a single exon. Gene Ontology annotation, molecular function: zinc ion binding; mRNA binding. Gene Ontology annotation, cellular component: perinuclear region of cytoplasm. The record is from RefSeq and is a predicted model, not a curated record. Gene Ontology annotation, biological process: negative regulation of translation; oogenesis. NCBI's taxonomy places the organism in Eukaryota, Metazoa, Chordata, Mammalia, Artiodactyla, Bovidae.